UUUCUCCCCCCAAAAGACACUCGUCUCUCUCGCAAGUAAGAAGAGAAGCUCUUCCUCUCAUCCUUUCUUGCUUUCAAGAACUUAACAAAACCUCUCCUUUAAAUAAAAGAAAUUCACCAUGGCUGCUUCUACUACAAUUGUUGAUUCUAGUAAUUGGGUUAGAACCCAAAUCCCUCAUCACUCUCUUUCCUCAAAUUCACUGUUAGAUUUGGGCUCUAUUUCUUUUACCAAGAACAAGCCCACUAGUAAAAGAAACAUCAGUCACUGUGCUCUGCACUCUCCUUCAGUUCUCCAUUUCCCACCUGAACAGCCUUAUAAACCUACAGUAAUUCCUACAGAUGACUCUUUUACCACUGUAAAACGCAAAACCAGCCACCACCGCCAUCAGCCACCGCACUGGAACCUCCUUCAAAGAGCAGCAGCCAUAGCUUUAGAUAUGGCAGAGAGUGCUGUAAUCUCUCGUGAACGCCAACACCAACUUCCCAAGACUGCUGAUCCACGCGUCCAAAUCUCCGGAAACUAUGCUCCUGUAGCAGAACAGCCAGUCCGGCAAUCACUUCCGGUCACCGGAACGAUCCCAGAUUGUAUUAAUGGUGUCUAUGUACGAAACGGUGCCAACCCACUUUUUGAACCAAUCGCCGGCCACCACUUGUUUGACGGAGACGGUAUGGUCCAUGCUGUGAGUAUUAAAAAUGGCAAUGCUAGCUAUGCUUGUCGUUUCACUGAAACAGAAAGAUUGAAACAAGAAAGAGUAUUGGGUAGGCCCGUGUUUCCUAAAGCAAUUGGUGAAUUGCAUGGUCACUCUGGUAUUGCGAGAUUGCUACUUUUUUAUGCAAGAGGAUUAUGUGGUCUUAUUGAUCAUACAAAAGGAACUGGUGUAGCAAACGCUGGUCUUGUUUACUUCAAUGACAGGCUUCUUGCUAUGUCUGAAGAUGAUGUUCCUUACCAAGUUCGUGUCACUUUUUCUGGUGAUCUUGAAACUGUUGGCAGAUACAAUUUUGAAGGUCAACUUGAACACACCAUGAUUGCACAUCCAAAGAUUGAUCCUGUUUCUAAAGAGAUGUUUGCUCUUAGCUAUGAUGUCAUCCAAAAGCCGUAUCUUAAGUACUUCAGGUUCUUCCCCGAUGGGACAAAAUCACCGGACGUUGAUAUCCCUCUUCCAGUGCCAACCAUGAUGCAUGAUUUUGCUAUUACUGAGAAUUUCGUGGUAAUCCCUGAUCAACAAGUCGUUUUCAAACUUCAAGAAAUGAUAAGUGGUGGCUCUCCUGUUAUUUAUGAUAAAGACAAGAAGUCUCGGUUUGGGAUUCUUGCAAAGAAUGCUCGUGAUGCUAAUGAUAUUAUUUGGAUAGAAUCGCCCGAUACUUUCUGUUUCCAUUUGUGGAAUGCAUGGGAAGAGCCUGAAUCAGAUGAAGUUGUGGUCAUCGGAUCUUGCAUGACUCCACCGGACUCCAUUUUUAAUGAAUGUGAUGAGAGUUUAAAGAGUGUAUUAUCUGAAAUCCGCCUCAAUUUAAGGACAGGUAAAUCCACGCGCCGCGAAAUAAUUCAAGAAUCAAAUCAGGUGAACUUGGAGGCCGGGAUGGUGAACAGAAACCGUAUUGGUAGAAAGACUCGAUAUGUUUAUCUUGCUAUCGUUGAGCCGUGGCCAAAGGUUUCGGGUUUUGCUAAAGUGGAUCUUUUUACUGGAGAGGUAAAGAAAUAUAUUUACGGUGAUAAAAAAUUUGGCGGCGAGCCAUUUUUCUUGCCAAGAGAUCCUAAUAGCGAAGAAGAAGAUGACGGGUACGUUCUUGCUUUUGUUCAUGACGAAAAGAAGUGCAAAUCAGAGCUUCAAAUUGUGAAUGCCACGAAUUUACAGUUAGAAGCUUCGGUUAAGCUGCCAUCAAGGGUACCUUAUGGAUUUCAUGGCACAUUCAUAGACUCGGAGGAUUUGGUCAGUCAAGCAUAGCCGUUUUUCGCUCUUAAAACAAAAGGGUGUUAAUAUUAUUUUUUACCGUUUUGUUUUAUGCGUGUGAAAGGAGAUUUUUACCUGAGGGAUGAUGGAUUUAUCCCCGGAAUCUCCUGUACAGUAAAGAACCCUAACAACCCUUUUGUUCUUUUGUUAGUUUAUUUUUUCUUUUUUUUUUUCUUUAAAUUAAAUUAUAGGUUUUAGAGAGGAACCAGCUUGCAGCUUUUGGACAGUAGGUAGAAUUCGAGCUCAGCUGGUUUCUGCUUCGUUGAUUUGGUUGUAUUUUUCUUUUUGGGUCAAUUUCUCAGUUCAGUUAUUUAUGUAGAUCUCUCUCUCUUUUAAAUAUUUACAGGUUUCGCAUUAUUCUUA
Ricinus communis (castor bean) is the source of this 2311-nucleotide messenger RNA. RefSeq names its product 9-cis-epoxycarotenoid dioxygenase NCED2, chloroplastic. Gene Ontology annotation, molecular function: carotenoid dioxygenase activity. Bases 119 to 1942 code for a protein of 607 amino acids. The transcript has a single exon. NCBI's taxonomy places the organism in Eukaryota, Viridiplantae, Streptophyta, Magnoliopsida, Malpighiales, Euphorbiaceae. Gene Ontology annotation, biological process: carotene catabolic process. The record is from RefSeq and is a predicted model, not a curated record. Gene Ontology annotation, cellular component: chloroplast stroma.